CUUUGUUGACACCAUCACUCCCUCCUAGGUUCAAAUUAAAGAGGAGCACAACGUGUUUUACUUUUACCUAUUUUUACCUUUAUUUUUUUUAUUUUUAUUUUUUUUUUUUAAAAAAAAAACAAGGAUCCAAGAUAAGAUCGAUAGGAAUUCCGCAACAAUGGGUGAGGUUGAUGCCAAAAACUGCAUAGGACUGGACUGCAGAAAUCCAGCAGGCAGUCUACGAUGUCCGACAUGCCUUAAAAUUGGAAUAGAAAGUUAUUUCUGUUCCCAGGACUGCUUUAAGCGUAGUUGGGCUGAACAUAAAGCGAUCCAUAAAAGCAAAUCAACGUACGACCCUUUCCCGACAUACCCUUAUACUGGCAAGCUACGGCCAGUGUAUCCUUUGUCUCCACAAAACAAGGUCCCCCCCAAUGUUGUCCAGCCUGAUUACGCUAUUGAUGGAAUUCCACGCUCCGAGCAGAAACUUUUUGGCCGGAACAAUAUCAGAAUUCUUACCGAAAAGGAACAAGAUGGAAUGAGGAAGGUAUGCCGUAUGGGAAGAGAGGUCCUGGAUAUCGCAGCCCGUGAGAUUAAAGUGGGCGUGACAACCGAUCAUAUUGAUAAAGUCGUCUAUCAAGCGUGUAUGGAACGAAAGGCAUAUCCCUCGCCCCUGAAUUAUAUGAACUUUCCUAAGUCAGUGUGUACCUCGGUCAACGAAGUCAUUUGCCAUGGCAUUCCCGACCAACGGCCGCUCGAGGACGGAGAUAUCAUCAAUAUCGACAUUUCCAUAUACCAUGGUGGUUUCCAUGCAGAUCUCAACGAAACAUACUACGUAGGAGACAAAUCACUUGCGGAUCCUGACACAGUUCGCGUGGUCGAAACGGCGAGGGAAUGCUUAGACAAGGCUAUUGAAAUUGUGAAACCGGGAAUGUUAUUCCGUGAGCCGGGAAAUGUCAUCGAGAAACACGCAAAGAGUCGGGACUGCAGUGUCGUGAGAACUUAUUGCGGUCAUGGUGUAAACCAGCUCUUCCACACGGCUCCAAGUAUCCCACAUUAUGCGAAAAGUAAGACCGUCGGAUCGGCAAAGCCCGGCAUGUGCUUCACUAUCGAGCCCAUGAUCAAUUUGGGAAGCUAUAGGGAUAAGACGUGGCCGGACAAUUGGACCAGUGUCACCAUAGAUGGAAAGAAAUCGGCUCAGUUUGAGCACACUCUGCUGGUAACAGAGACAGGUGUUGAAAUUCUUACCGCAAGGCAAUCUGAUUCACCAGGUGGACCGGUCUCAAUGCCUUCUAUAUCCGGUGACUAAAGCAUGAAGAUCUAUUGCAUUAUUUUCCGAAACUAGCGACUCCGUCAUUUUCACUCAAAGAUGUAUCUUGUACUCCGUAGCCCUGAAAGUGAUUGACGAUGAUCCACUUAAAAUUUCAAUUUGUAUGUACUCCAUAUUCGGCUUCAA
Coccidioides immitis RS is the source of this 1432-nucleotide messenger RNA. RefSeq names its product methionine aminopeptidase, type I. Gene Ontology annotation, biological process: proteolysis. Lineage: Eukaryota; Fungi; Ascomycota; Eurotiomycetes; Onygenales; Onygenaceae. Gene Ontology annotation, molecular function: metalloaminopeptidase activity. The record is from RefSeq and is a predicted model, not a curated record. The coding region runs from base 158 to 1285 and encodes 375 amino acids. The transcript has 4 exons.